Messenger RNA from Megalops cyprinoides (Indo-Pacific tarpon), 2347 nucleotides. Its product is annotated as lipase maturation factor 2-like. Bases 44 to 2347 code for a protein of 767 amino acids. Gene Ontology annotation, biological process: protein maturation. The record is from RefSeq and is a predicted model, not a curated record. Lineage: Eukaryota; Metazoa; Chordata; Actinopteri; Elopiformes; Megalopidae. Gene Ontology annotation, cellular component: endoplasmic reticulum membrane. The transcript has 14 exons.
GCAGCUUGCUAACAGGAAUUUAUAUCAGUUACUGUUUGCAACAAUGAGGGGUGUGAGAUUGCCGAGGCAUAUGUUCCUAUGGAACUUAUCAGUUAUUUAUAUGUUUGCCUUUGCAUCCCUUUACGUUCAGAUUCCAGGUCUCUAUGGAAACGAGGGCAUCCUGCCGGCGCGCUGGCAGAUGCGCUACACGGGGAAGGCCCUGCUGGAGCAGCUGCAGGACUCCCCCACCCUGCUGUGGCUGGGCCCCCACUUGGGUCUGGACACCCAGCAGGGCAUGGAGCUCAUCUGCCUGCUGGGGGCGCUGCUGGCCCUGGGGGCCAUGGUCCUGGAGCCGCUGCGGGGCAGCCUGGUGUUCCUCUGCCUGUGGGUGCUAUACCGAUCCCUCGUUGAGGUUGGGCAAGUAUUUCUCUACUUCCAGUGGGACAGCCUCCUUCUGGAGACGGGCUUUCUGGCCAUCCUGAUCGCCCCUCUGGACCUGUUCCGUGGGAAGUCCUCCAUGAAGCUCCAUGAUGGCAUCACCUUCUGGCUGCCCCGCUGGCUGCUCUUCCGCCUCAUGUUCGCCUCGGGCGUGGUCAAGCUCACCAGCCGCUGCCCGACCUGGUGGGGCCUCACCGCGCUGACGUACCACUACGAGACCCAGUGCAUCCCCACCCCGCUGGCCUGGUACGCCCACCAGCUGCCUGUGUGGUUCCAGAAGCUCAGCGUGGUGGCCACCUUCGUCAUCGAGAUCGCCGUCCCCUUCCUCUUCUUCUCGCCUGUGAGGUGCCUGCGUCUGGGUGCCUUCUACAUGCAAGUUCUUCUCCAGGUGCUCAUCAUUCUGUCUGGGAACUACAACUUCUUUAACCUUCUCACCAUCACCCUCUGCUUCUCGCUUCUGGACGACGACCACGUGAGCUCCUGGUUCAUGCGUGGCAAGAAGGCGCAAUCCAACACCUGGCCUCAGGCCAUUCUCUCAUGGGCAGCGUUUCUGGUCGGGCUGGCUGUCUGGGGUCUUAUCAUCUACUGGACUAAGGUUUAUUUUGGACUGGAAAUCAACUGGGAGAAGAGCACUGUGUCCUCGCAGACUGCUUUUACCUACUAUCAGUUCAACCAAUUUCUGAAGACAGUGACUGUUCCCAGUAUUUGGAUUGGAGUGCUCUCUCUGACCUGGGAAAUCAUCACAGCAAUGUUCAGGUGUGUCAAUGUGAAAGGAGUGUUCCGGAAAAUGUGGGCCACCGUGCAGUGGGCCAUCUUCUCCGCCGCCGCGGUCAGCAUGUUCGCCAUCAGCGCGGUUCCCUACAGUUUCAUCGAGUACGAAUCCAACAGUAAUAUCUGGCCGGGUGUGAUAAAGAUGUACAGUGCCGUGGAGCGGUACCAGCUGGUCAACUCCUACGGCCUGUUCAGGAGGAUGACCGGGGUCGGAGGUCGCCCAGAGGUGGUGAUCGAGGGCAGCAUGGACAGGGUGACCUGGACGGAGAUCGAGUUCAUGUACAAGCCGGGGAACGUGAGCGGGCCCCUGCCCUUUGUGGCCCCCCACCAGCCCCGGCUGGACUGGCAGAUGUGGUUUGCCGCCCUGCGCCCCCAGGCCCAGAGCCCCUGGUUCACCAGCCUGGUGCACCGGCUACUACAGGGCAAGAGAGACGUGGUUGAGCUGAUCCAGGUGGAGGAGUCCCAGUACCCCUUCAGCCAGCAGCCCCCAGCCUUCAUCCGGGCCCGGCUCUACAAGUACUGGUUCACAGAGGCCCGCGCAGACAGGCCGCUAACCCAGCAAUGGUGGACGAGGCAGUACGUGGAGGACUUCUAUCCCACAGUUCACCUGGGCGAUCCUUCGCUGCACAGCCUGCUCAGCCAGUACGGAUUCAAGGAUAAGGGCGGGGCCCGGCGUGUCUCAGAGGCCCUGGUCCCCUGGACCCUGCAGCUGGUCAGGGGGCAAGUCCGGGGCCUCUCGGGGCCCCUGGUGCUCUGGUCCCUCUUCUGCACAGGGGCAGCCAUCUGUCUCCUGAGGGUGCUGUUCUCUAGGGCCUCCGAAUCCUCUGGGGGCAGCAGCAGGCUCAAAAACCUCCAUGCUGAGCAGAACAGCAAGGCAGCUCCACCCAACAUGGAGAAGAAGAAGGAGGAGGAGGAGGAGGAGGAGUCUGAGGCUACCCAUGGAGAGAAGGGGGACUUGGAGGCGGAGGAGGGAGAGGAGGAUGGGAAGUCUGAGACCAACCAUGGAGAAAAGGGGGACUCGAGAGAGGAGGAGGGCGAGAAGUCUGAGGCCACCAUGGGGGCGGAGGAUGACGAGGAAGAGGCCAAGCACAGAGAGAAGGGGGACUCAGAGGAGACACUGCAGGAUUCAGACACGAGCCCCAGGAGAAGGAAGUGUUAA